Messenger RNA from Dermacentor albipictus, 4132 nucleotides. Lineage: Eukaryota; Metazoa; Arthropoda; Arachnida; Ixodida; Ixodidae. The record is from RefSeq and is a predicted model, not a curated record.
AUGUGCUCCGAAGGAGCGGUCUCAGCGGCCCAUUUUGGCCGCGGAAACAGGAAUGUUGUUGAAGACAGCCAGGAUUACCAAGUAAUGCUGCCCCAACUGCCGAAAGGUCGGAUUGUUAUUAAUACUGUUUUUUUGCAUGGCGAUAUCCGUGCUCGGCCGUACAGAGUUGAGGACUACCGUGACGCCCUGGACAGCUUGAAAGUGCUCCCCGAGGUUGUCGCCUUGGGAGCUUUCCAAAUGAACCACGUGUGGGCCGUAACAAUGAAAAGCUCGGAAGCCGUCAACAAACUGCUAACAGCUGCAACAAUUACUGUCAAGGGCCGGCGAUGCCUGGUGGUUGAUCCCAACAACCAAGACCUACGUGUUAAGAUGCACUGGGUCCUCCAUAACGUCAGCGAUGAAGAUGUACGCGAGGCCUUAGCGCCGUACGGCGAAGUUACGGAAGUUUCACGAGAGCGCUGGCGCGCACAGGGCGUGACAGACAAGGGCUCCACUACGCGUCUGGUGAAUCUCAAGUUGAAGCCUGGUGUUAAAGGUGAUGAUAUCCCGCACCAGCUGCGUGUCGCCGGAGAGCCUGCUUUAUUAGUGGUGCCUGGAAGGCCACCGCUUUGUUUGCGCUGCCACGGAAAAGGUCACGUUCGCAGAGAGUGCCGGGUGCCACGAUGCUCGCGCUGCAGGCGUUUCGGUCAUGACGAAAGUCAGUGUGCGCCUACAUACGCGAACGUCACAGGGCCCAUAAGGAGUAUUGACUCUUCUGAGCUCGUCAUGGACGAGGCAGAAGCUGAGGAAACGGCGACAGUACAACACGCGAAGUUGGAACCACAACCAACGCCCCCGGCAACGGCCUCCGCCCCCUUGCAGCGAGCCGUUACUUCGGUGCCUGGCGAACAGCAGCCACUGCAAGAAAGGCAGCCUGACCUGUCAAAGGACGCGCUGCACCGGUCGAAAAAAGCCAAGGAAGGCUCAGCAACAUCGACGGAUCCCGACGCGCCGAGCGCAAUGGAGACCGACGUGACUUCAUCAUCGAAUAAGCGGGCGCACAUCGAGACGGUGAAAAGCGACGACCCGGGUGGUGGCCUGAAUGCCGAGGAGCCGCCUGCGAAAGUGGCACCGGUACGACGCUCACCAUUCAGGCCGAAGCCCAGCGUUCCCCCAGAUAAACGCGAGGCGGACGCGGCGCCGAAGUAGGCGCUGGGGUCUGCACUUCACGGAUGCCUGUACAACAUGUCGCGCAAGUUUUUCAAGUGCACGGAUGGCAAUGGACUGUCACGCCGGCAGCCGUCCGUCGAAGAAGGUUCAGCUGUGCCAGACAUGACACUGCAAGGAAUGGCCGUCUGCAAUGAUGCGAAUGCUGUGCGGUCAUGUACAGAGGUGAGCGCUGUGCGACCCGUUUGCUCCUCACAUAAUAUGCACGGUGAAACUGAAAAGCCAAUGCGAGUAGCCACACUGAAUGUCAGGGGCUUAGCGGCCCGGAGAAGACAGUACCAAGUGAGCCGCCUGUUUUUGGAAAAUGACUUAGAUCUAGUCGCAGUGCAAGAAACUAAAAUCGAGAGUGAGGAUCGGACGGCCCGCAUGGUGGAAACCUUUCGAACGCGCUACAAUGUUUGUAUUUGUCAUGCUGUGGGCACAUCUGGUGGUUGCGCGAUAUUCAUUCGUAACAACAUAGGCAUCUCUGAUGUGAGCAUUGUUAUCUCGGAAGCAGGACGCUUGCUUAUUAUAGACUUUUUAUUUUCUGGUCACCCCUGGCGAGUGAUCUGUGUUUAUGCACCGAAUAGCGCGACUGAGCGCGUAGCCUUUUUCGAAAGAAUCGAGUCUUAUCUGCAGUGUUCGAAACGUAUUGUUAUGCUUGGUGAUUUCAAUUGUGUGCUGAUGGCAGAGGACAGAGCUAAAGUUGUACUUUGCCGCGACAAAAGUGCAAAGGUACUAGAUGCACUAAUCCAAGAGAAUGAUUUGGAGGACCUGGGCUGGUUGCUUUCAAAUGGAAAUCGACCCGUGUUCACACACUUCCAGCGUGGCAGCAGUGCGCGGCUCGAUAGAGUGUACGCCACGGUUGACUUUGUGAGCAUGUGCACUAAGUAUGAGGUAAAGCAUGUCUCUUUUAGUGAUCACAGUCUUGUAAUGGUGACAGUUGGGGGCAAGAGAAAGAAAACGCCAUUCAAUUGGCAGUUAUGGAAGUUUAAUGUUAAAUUACUGGGGGACGAGAUAUUUAACGAAAAAGUAAAGAAAAAAAUAGAAAGCAUGGCCGGCAUUGCAGCAAAGUCGCGUGCGGCUGAAUGGGACCAAUUCAAGAACGACGUAAAAUUGAUAGCUAUCGAAAGGGGAACACUGCUCCGUCAUAAAGAAAGGGAAAAAAUCGAGGAAUUGCAAUGCCAGCUUGAUUUUAUGAUAAGCAUGGAAGCCUCAAAUCCCGGGAUAUACGGUAAAGACAUCUGUGAAGUUAAGGGUGAGCUCGAGGCUAUGGACGUCGAAAAGUAUCGAUCCGCAGUAAUAAGGGCGCGAGCUGAGAAGAUAUGGUUGGGGGAAACUCCUAAUAAGCGCGCAUUGUGUGACGAAAGGAGAUACGCAACACAAAAUGAAAUCAGAGAAAUUACGUAUCAGAACACUAUUACCAGCGACAUUGAAGAAAUUGAACGUGCAUUUGUCGAGCACUAUGAGAACUUAAUAGGUGUACAAAGAAGUGGGAGCAUUCCGCUGACACAGGAUACCCUUGAUUUAAUGCCACGGUUAGAUGGUGAUACUCGAGCUUUUUUGGAGAAACCCAUUAGCGUAGACGAAAUAAAACAGGCGAUAACUGAACUACCGCUGGGGAAGACACCUGGGCCAGACGGCCUCGGUGCCGCAUUCUACAAAGCUUAUGCCGAUGAACUAGCGCCCAUUUUACACGCAGUCAUCACGGAGGCGUACGAAACGAGAGAAAUGCCGCUCUCUUUCCGUGCUGCUCACGUGGUGCUGAUUCCUAAAACCGACGACCAUGCUACGCUGCUAUCUGUGGGCGCGUACCGUCCGAUAACGCUCACGAACACCGACUACAAAGUUUAUACGAAAGUGCUAGCAAAACGACUGCAGAGUGUCAUCACAUUUCUAGUCGGACCACACCAGACAUGUGGCAUAAAAGGUCGCUCUAUCUCUACAAAUGUGCAUGUAGCCCGUAGUAUUCUUGAGUGCUGUGACAUUUUUGGCGGACGGGUCGCUAUGUUGCAGCUGGACUUAGCAAAGGCAUUUGACCGUGUGACGCAUGAAGCUCUUUUUUGUAUCCUUGAACACGUUAACAUAGGCACAGUUAUACUCGAUGGUCUAAAAAUGAUAUACAAUGACUGCAUAGUAAACAUCGUGCUGAAUAAGACACUAACUGAGAACAUUAAACUCAGAUCAUCAGUGAGGCAAGGUUGUCCAUUGUCACCGCUGCUCUUUGCAAUUUAUUUAGAGCCUUUCUGUUUAUCUCUAAUAAGUAACGAAAAAAUCAAUGGUUAUAAGCUUGAAUCGUCCCAUGUUAAAGUGCUUGCAUAUGCUGACGACGUCGCAAUCUUUUGUACAGAUCGCCAAAGUGUACUAGAGGCGAUAAGCGGUGCUAAAAGAUAUUGCAGGCAAACCGGAUGCGAGAUCAAUUGGAACAAGAGCAUCGGAUUUUGGCAUGGAAGUUGGGACAACACACCGUCUGUCUUUGCGGAGUUACAAUGGACCGUGUCUCCUCCGAAAUAUUUGGGGGUGCCGCUUGAGCACUACGAGAGUGCCGCGCAGUACUGGGAGGAUGAGACGUCGCGCGUAAAAGAGAAAACCGGAGGAUGGCAGGGUCGUGAUUUGUCAAUGUUUGCAAGGGCAACUGUUUGUAAUUUGUUUUUAAUUGCCAAAGUGUGGUAUGUCCUCCAAUUUUUGUCGAUGACCCGUGUGAAUGUACAGAAAAUACACAGAGUCUUUGCUGUUUUUAUCUGGGGUUCAACUUGGGAAAGGGUCAGCCGUACCAACUUGUUUCGUCCUGUUCGACAUGGUGGUCUUGGAUUGUCGCAUUUGUUCUUACGCCAGAUUGUUUCUCGUUUUGUCUUCUUACGAGAUCAAAGUGAUUCAUUCUUGCGUACGAUGAUCCAGAUCCGUUUGAAAAGCGUUUUGCCUGAAUUUAUUGUGUCUAGUGCACAGC